This is a messenger RNA of Dreissena polymorpha, 1748 nucleotides long. RefSeq names its product neuropeptide FF receptor 2-like. Lineage: Eukaryota; Metazoa; Mollusca; Bivalvia; Myida; Dreissenidae. Gene Ontology annotation, cellular component: membrane. Gene Ontology annotation, biological process: G protein-coupled receptor signaling pathway. Gene Ontology annotation, molecular function: G protein-coupled receptor activity; peptide binding. Bases 512 to 1285 code for a protein of 257 amino acids. The record is from RefSeq and is a predicted model, not a curated record. The transcript is spliced from 5 exons.
GCUAAAGCAAGGUGUUUCAUGUUGAGUGAUUGCAUGUCAGAUGUGGUGAACUCAAAUUGCUACCAUGCCUAUUUGCACAAAAUGGAGUAUUUAAUUCAAAUAAACUGAAGUUUUAAAAUUACAUCAUGCGAUGGAGUUAAUUGAGGACAAAUUAUUUCAACGGAAUGUUACAGUGAUUCAUGAAGAUCCUGAAGAGUACGAGUAUGAUCUGUCAUCACUUGAAUAUCCUGGCAAUCUGACACAUGUCCCUAAAUGGGAGAUUGCCAUUAAAAUAACUUUCUAUAGUUUCAUAAUUAUUUCUUCUGUGGUGGGAAAUUGUUAACUAUUUUUGGUGAUCGCGCGAACAAAACCAUUGCAGACUACUACAAACUUUUUUCUCGUGAACCUAGCGGUAUCUGACCUUCUGGUGAUCGCGUGCUGUUCUUGGGUUCGACUCGUCGAUGAUUUUACAGAGGGAUGGGUACUGGGCAAUGUCUUCUGCAAACUCAACUCGUUUGCUCAAGUAACAUCAAUGGUAGCCGGGAUAUUUUCUCUCGUCCUGAUUGCCUGCGAUCGUUUCUUCGGCAUCGUGUUUGCCAUGAAAGCCCACAUCAUCGAGAGGAGAGCCAGCUACCCUAUAGUCAUCACAUGGGUAUGCGCAAUAGCUGUGGCAUCACCUCUUCUGUUUGUCCGCCAAGAAGAGUCUAGAGUAUGGGCCAAUCACGUUGAGAUAUGGUGCGCUGAUACAUGGCCAAUAACUGAGGAAGUAGACCCGGCGACAGGGUUUAUAAUGAAAUCAUUUAAAGGUCGCAAAGCAUACUACACGUUUGUGACAGUAGCUCUGUAUUUUGUCCCCAUAUUGACAAUGUCGGUCAUAUAUUUUCUGAUAAUACUCACUGUGUGGUUUACACGGCCACCGGGUGAAAGAAUUUCCGUCAAAGAAAUUCAGGUUCAAAAAAAGGUGAAAAGAAAAGUCGUAAUUAUGCUGAUAACAAUUUUGGCAGCCUUUGGACUGUGCUGGUUACCCCUGGAAAUCGUUAUAUUAUAUUCUGAGUAUCGACCGAACCAGCACGAACAGUUUCCGCAUUGGUACAGCAGUCUGGAGUUAGUAUCCUACACGCUUGCUUUCGCAAACAGCGCCUUGAAUCCACUCAUAUAUGCGGGUUUUAACGAGAACUUAAGAAAAGGGUUUCGGGCAUUAUUUGGAAACAACGAGAGAUCGUUAUAUGCUGCAAUAUAUCGGGCGGAUUCAAUGUAUCACACGUCCACUACACACGUGAUGACGACCCAGCAUACGCAGCUGUGACAAUCAAGUACUCAACAACACUCAUAAACGUAUUGUGUAAAGUGGUCUGUUUUGUUGAAAGCUAUUAUCAAAUCCAUCAUCCAAAUAGCAGUGAUAAUGAGUGAUAGUAUAAAACAAGAAAGGUAUAAUCGGAAAACGUUAUAAAGAUAUAUUUGACAUCUUAAUGCGCAUAUGUAACAAUCAGAACACAUGCCUUUUAGUGUUCUUGUUUAAAGUAUGCUAGACUGGUACAAUAAAUGGACAUGCAUUUAAAACAUGUUCGAUUACAAAGAAUUUAAGAUUGUACGCAUCGCUGUAAGUGAGAACAUCAAAAAUAAAAAUUGACACUAUUAAGUCCAGGAAUGAUUAAUUAUUGGAAGGUUUUAUGUUGGACUAACGAUCCCUAUAGAGUAAUAACGCGUGGUUUGAUUGAAGACGGGCUUAGUCCAGAUUGUAAAAGCUGAUCAUUAUCACAAACUGAGCC